AUGCCACAGCAGCACUUCCAGCGAAAAUUGACAAUGAGUGGUCCGAUUCACGCCGUGCUGGGGGUGAAGGGAGGCCGAGUGUUCCUGCCUUGCGACGUCACUCCGCUGCACACCAACGACCGCCACGUGCUGGCACGCCUAUACACAGAUCAUGUGGCCAACCUCACCGUCAUCAUCCCGCCAUCGCCCCCCGAGAUCCUCCUGUCCAGCGGCCAGCCCGUCUACGGCGUCGUGGGGCCCUACGACGAGGGCAGCCAACUGAGGCUCAUCUGCGAGGCCACUGACGGCGAGCCUCCGCCAGAGGUGGUGUGGCGGCUGGGCAGCCACGUGGUGGACAGCAGCUGGGAGUGGCCACGGCCAGGUCUGGCCACCAACACCCUGACCAUCCCUGAGCUGCAGCGUGAACACCUGCACGCUUCACUCGUGUGUGAGGCGCACAACACCAACCUCACCAUACCCGUCACCACCAUCGUCACCAUCGAGAUGAACCUGAAGCCCGCCAAGGUGGCGAUAUUGGGCGCCCGCGAGCCACUGUCUGCGGGCCGCGACUACGAAGUCGCCUGCCAGAGCAGCGACGGCCGCCCUCCCGCGCUCCUUACCUGGUAUCUCGACGGCAAGCUCAUCGCCGGCACCGCGCAGCCUGUGAGUUUCACUUAA
Messenger RNA from Hyalella azteca, 657 nucleotides. RefSeq names its product synaptogenesis protein syg-2-like. The transcript is spliced from 6 exons. NCBI's taxonomy places the organism in Eukaryota, Metazoa, Arthropoda, Malacostraca, Amphipoda, Hyalellidae. The coding region runs from base 1 to 657 and encodes 218 amino acids. The record is from RefSeq and is a predicted model, not a curated record.